AUGGCGCAACCAGGUCCUUUCACGGACGUCACUCAGCGACUCUUCAUCGAGUUGAAGUCCAAGAACGAGGAGACGCGAGCACGAGCUGCUUAUGAGCUCUACGACAACGUCCUCGCCAUCUCACGAGAUUGGGCCCCGGAGAAGUUCCUCGAAUUUUAUAAUGCCGUCAGUCAACGGAUCGCACAGCUCGUUGUAACGGGCAGUGACGCAAACGAACGUAUCGGUGGCUUGCUGGCUCUGAACCGCCUGAUAGAUUUCGACGGGGUCGAUGCGGCACAGAAGACGACUCGGUUUGCUAGUUACCUGCGCAGCGCUCUUCGCAGCAAUGAUAAUGCAGUGCUGGUAUAUGCAGCUAAGGCGCUGGGCCGUCUGGCUAAGCCGGGCGGAGCUCUCACCGCGGAGCUGGUCGAAAGUGAAAUACAAUCCGCCCUCGAGGGCCUCCAAUCUGAAAGACAGGAAAGCAGACGCUUCGCCGCGGUACUCGUCAUUCGCGAACUUGCUAAAGGAUCUCCAACGCUUCUCUAUGGAUUUGUCCCCCAAAUUUUUGAACUCAUCUGGGUUGCCCUCAGGGAUCCCAAGGUGUCCAUCCGAGAGACUGCCGCUCAGGCAGUCAGUGAAUGCUUUGAGAUAAUCGCUGCCAGGGACAUGCAAGUGCGGCAACUAUGGUUUGCAAGAAUAUACGAGGAGGCGCUUCUGGGCCUGAAAUCCAAUAACGUGGACUGGAUACACGGAUCACUUCUCGUUCUCAAGGAGCUUCUUCUUAAGGGCGCUAUGUUCAUGAAUGAGCACUAUAGGAACGCCUGUGAGAUUGUUCUCCGUCUGAAAGACCACCGGGACUCGAAGAUUCGCACGCAGGUUGUCCUGACGAUCCCGAUUCUCGCCUCCUACGCCCCUGUUGACUUUACCGAAACCUACCUCCACCGAUUCAUGAUCUACCUACAAGCACAGCUCAAGCGAGAGAAGGAGAGAGAUUCAGCUUUUAUAGCGAUUGGAAAGAUUGCCAAUGCCGUAGGAGGUGCCAUCGCGCAAUAUCUCGACGGAAUCAUCGUUUACAUACGGGAGGGACUCGCCCUGAAAGCGCGUAAUCGAGCUGCUGUCAAGGAAGCUCCGAUGUUCGAGUGUAUCAGCAUGUUGUCACUGGCCGUGGGACAAGCGCUCAACAAGUACAUGGAGACGUUACUUGAUCCCAUUUUUGCCUGCGGACUGAGCGAAUCUCUAACACAGGCACUUGUUGACAUGGCACACUACAUCCCACCUAUAAAACCCACGAUACAGGAGAAACUCUUGGAUAUGUUGAGUUUGAUUCUAUAUGGGGCCCCGUUCCGGCCUCUGGGAUGUCCGGAGACCAGGCUGCCUCCAAUGCCGUCCUUUGCAAAGGACUUUGCUCCUCAGGAGCUGCAUACUGAUGCGGAAAUUGCUUUAGCACUUCAUACUCUGGGUAGCUUCGACUUCUCUGGACACAUUCUGAAUGAGUUCGUUCGCGAUGUCGCGAUCAACUAUGUCGAGAACGACAACCCUGAAAUUCGGAAAGCCUCGGCACUUACAUGUUGUCAACUCUUUGUUCACGACCCGAUUAUCAACCAAACGAGUAGCCAUUCGAUACAAGUCGUUAGUGAGGUCAUCGAUAAACUGCUGACUGUGGGCGUUGGUGACCCUGACCCCGAAAUCCGGCGUACGGUGCUGUGGUCUUUGGAUCGCAAAUUCGACCGUCAUCUCGCGAGGCCAGAAAAUAUUCGCUGUUUGUUUUUGGCUGUGAACGAUGAAGUCUUCUCCGUCAGAGAAGCCGCAAUUUGCAUUAUUGGUCGCCUCUCUAGUGUCAACCCGGCAUACGUUUUCCCCCCGUUACGAAAACUUCUCGUCAACCUCCUGACUGGCUUGGGAUUCGCAAGCACAGCUCGGCAGAAGGAAGAAAGCGCUCAGCUCAUCAGUUUGUUUGUUUCAAAUGCGACGAAACUCAUUCGAUCCUACGUCGAUCCGAUGGUGACGACGUUGCUUCCAAAGGCAACUGAUGCCAAUCCUGGAGUUGCCUCAACUACACUAAAAGCCGUCGGAGAACUUGCAAAUGUGGGCGGCAACGAAAUGAGAGUCUAUCUACCCCAACUCAUGCCAAUUAUCCUGGAUUCCUUACAAGACCUCUCUUCGCACGCCAAACGUGAGGCUGCUUUGCGGACACUAGGCCAAUUGGCUAGCAACUCGGGAUACGUCAUUGACCCGUACCUUGAAUAUCCUCAUCUUCUCGCGGUGCUUAUCAAUAUCAUCAAGACGGAGCAGACGGGUUCCCUACGCAAAGAAACCAUUAAAUUACUAGGUAUUGUUGGUGCGUUGGAUCCGUACAAAUACCAGCAGAUAAGCGAGAGUGCACCCGACGUUCACCACAUCAAUGAGGUCCAAACAGUUUCGGAUGUUGCUCUGAUCAUGCAGGGCCUUACGCCUUCCAAUGAGGAAUAUUACCCAACUGUCGUCAUUAACACCCUGAUGCAAAGUAUCUUGCGCGAGAACUCUCUUGCCCAAUAUCAUUCGGCAGUCAUCGACGCAAUAGUUACGAUAUUCAAAACGUUGGGACUGAAAUGCGUGCCAUUCCUUGGACAAAUCAUUCCCGGGUUUAUAUCGGUCAUCAGAGGGUCGCCCCCUAGCCGCCUUGAAUCGUACUUCAAUCAAAUGGCAAUUCUGGUUAAUAUCGUGAGGCAGCAUAUUCGAGCCUUUUUGCCCGAGAUCAUUGAAGUCAUUCGUGAUUUUUGGGAUUCAUCAUACCAAGUCCAGGCCACCAUCCUGUCACUCGUGGAAGCCAUCGCCAAGUCUUUGGAAGGUGAAUUCAAGAAGUAUCUUGCGGGUCUCAUUCCCCCGAUGCUAGACACGCUUGAUAACGACAGCACUCCUCGCCGACAACCUUCGGAGAGGAUUCUCCAUACGUUUAUGAUAUUUGGCACCAGUGGGGAGGAAUACAUGCAUUUGAUAGUUCCUUCGAUUGUACAGCUCUUUGACAGGACUCAAAACCCUCAGAGUAUUCGAAAAUCAGCCAUCGAAAGUCUCACCAAACUCUCAAGACAGGUCAAUGUUUCUGACUUCGCAUCUCUAAUGGUCCACUCCCUGUCCCGAGUUGUUGCAGGCAAUGACCGCAUUCUACGACAGGCCGCCAUGGAUUGCAUCUGUGCCCUCAUUUUCCAAUUGGGCCAAGAUUUCAGCCACUACAUCAACCUCUUGAACAAAGUUCUGAAGCAGAAUCAAAUCACCCAUGUCAACUACCAAAUUCUGGUGACGAAGUUGCAAAAGGGAGACCCGCUCCCGCAAGAUCUCAACCCCGAUGAAAACUAUGCAGCUCUGGCAGAUGAUACGAAUUACGCAGAGAUCGGCCAGAAAAAAAUGGUCGUCAACCAACAGCAUUUGAAGAAUGCAUGGGACGCCUCCCAAAAGUCGACGCGUGAGGAUUGGCAGGAAUGGAUACGUCGUUUUAGUGUGGAGUUGCUGAAGGAGUCGCCUUCUCCGGCGCUACGUGCCUGUGCAAGUUUGGCAGGCAUCUAUCAACCUCUUGCACGAGAUCUCUUCAAUGCUGCCUUUGUGUCCUGCUGGACGGAGCUGUAUGAUCAGUAUCAGGAGGAGCUUGUUCGUUCCAUCGAAAAAGCCCUCACUUCGCCUAAUAUACCCCCAGAGAUCCUGCAGGUUCUUCUAAAUCUUGCAGAAUUCAUGGAGCAUGAUGACAAGGCUCUUCCCAUUGACAUUCGUACACUUGGUAAAUACGCUGCGAAGUGUCAUGCGUUUGCCAAGGCUCUUCAUUAUAAGGAGCUUGAGUUUGAGCAGGAUCAAAACUCGGGAGCAGUGGAGGCUUUGAUUACCAUCAAUAACCAGCUCCAACAAUCCGACGCCGCCAUCGGUAUCCUUCGAAAGGCGCAGGCUUAUCGGGAUGUGGAGCUGAAAGAGACUUGGUUCGAAAAGCUUCAGCGCUGGGAGGAAGCUCUUGCUGCGUACAAACGACGCGAGAAGAUUGACCCUGACUCCUUUGGAGUCACCAUGGGUAAAAUGCGAUGUCUACACGCACUGGGCGAGUGGAAGGUUCUGUCAGAUCUUGCCCAAGAAAAAUGGAACCAAGCGUCACUGGAACACCGGAGAGCAAUUGCUCCUCUAGCAGCAGCAGCGGCCUGGGGAAGGGGCCAGUGGGAGCUUAUGGAUUCUUAUCUUGGGGUCAUGAAGGAGCAGUCGCCGGAUCGAUCAUUCUUCGGGGCUAUUCUCUCGAUUCACCGAAAUCAGUUUGACGAGGCAACGAUGUACAUUGAGAAAGCGCGAAAUGGCCUCGACACUGAGUUGUCCGCCCUUCUUGGAGAAUCAUACAACCGUGCGUACAACGUUGUUGUUCGUGUCCAAAUGCUUGCGGAACUCGAGGAAAUCAUUACAUACAAACAGAAUGUUGGUGAUCCCGAAAAACAAAUUUCCAUGCGCCAGACGUGGAACAAGCGGUUGCUCGGCUGUCAGCAAAAUGUCGAGGUUUGGCAACGUAUGCUCAAGGUCAGAGCUCUCGUCACCUCUCCUCGGGAAAACCUCGACAUGUGGGUCAAAUUUGCCAACCUUUGCCGCAAGUCAAACCGGAUGGGUCUAGCAGAGCGAUCGCUCGCGUCCUUGGAGACUGUCGUCUCUGACAGCAGCGGCACACGAGCUGUGAUUCCUUCAGAGGUAACCUAUGCUCGAUUGAAGUUUAGCUGGGCUACUGGACGACAGCGUGAGGCUCUCCAGAUGCUGAAAGAAUUCACAUCAGAACUUACUGAAGACUUUACGCGCUUUAACACACUCAUGAUCUCUCAAGCCGAGCACAACGGAAUGAACGGCGUGGGCGUUAAUGGUAUUACUGAUGCAAAUCACACCGAUAUCAUGGGUCUGCGUGACCGUAUCCAGGACGUGGCGAAAGUCAGGAGGCUACUUGCGAAGAGCUACCUUCGAUUAGGUGAAUGGCAGACUUCACUACAGCGAGGCGACUGGAAGCCAGAGCAUGUUCGUGAGGUUCUCAACGCUUAUUCUGCGGCUACCAAAUACAAUCGCGAUUCGUACAAAGCUUGGCACUCUUGGGCAUUGGCGAAUUUUGAAGUCGUCACGACAAUUGCCAGCCAGGCUAGCCGAGAUGGCACCGCACCGGCCUUGGUACCGGGCCACAUUGUCACCGAGCAUGUAAUUCCCGCAAUCCGCGGCUUCCUAAGGUCAAUUUCUCUGUCAUCGACAUCCUCAUUGCAGGAUACCUUGCGACUACUCACUCUCUGGUUUACCCACGGAGGCGAUCAAGAAGUCAACGCUGUCGUUACAGAAGGAUUCACUGCCGUGAACAUCGAUACAUGGCUCGCCGUUACCCCCCAGCUAAUCGCACGAAUUAAUCAGCCGAAUAUCAGAGUUCGGAGUGCUGUUCAUCGAUUGCUGGCCGAGGUCGGUAAAACUCACCCUCAAGCUCUGGUAUAUCCCUUGACCGUUGCGAUGAAAUCCAAUGUUACUCGACGAUCGCAAUCAGCAAGCAAUAUCAUGGAUAACAUGCGCCAGCAUAGUGCGAGAUUGGUCGAACAAGCUGAUCUCGUGAGUCACGAGUUGAUCCGUGUCGCAGUCCUUUGGCACGAGCUUUGGCAUGAAGGCCUCGAAGAAGCCUCCCGACUUUACUUCGGGGACCACAAUGUCGAAGGCAUGUUCGCAACUCUUGCGCCUUUGCAUGAAAUGCUUGACAAGGGGGCUGAAACAUUACGUGAAGUGUCUUUUGCCCAAGCUUUCGGGCGUGACCUUGCCGAAGCGAAACACUAUUGUAUGCUGUAUCGCGAAACUGAGGAAAUCGGCGACCUGAAUCAGGCAUGGGAUCUCUACUACACUGUCUUCAGGAAAAUCAGCCGGCAGCUUCCGCAAUUGUCCACCCUGGACCUGAAAUACGUCUCCCCCAGACUCAAGGACUGUUCGGAUCUCGACUUGGCUGUUCCUGGUACAUACCAAAGCGGCCGGCCCAUCAUCCGGAUCAUGAGCUUCGAUCCUAUACUGCACGUCCUCCAGACCAAGAAACGACCGCGAAGAAUGACACUGAAGGGCAGUGACGGAAAUUCUUACAUGUAUUGCGUCAAAGGGCAUGAGGACAUAAGACAAGAUGAGCGAGUUAUGCAACUAUUCGGCUUGGUCAACACCCUUCUUGACAAUGACGGAGAAAGUUUCAAACGUCAUCUGUCUGUGCAGCGAUUCCCCGCCAUCCCAUUGUCCCAGAGUUCUGGUAUUUUGGGCUGGGUCUCGAACAGUGAUACUCUCCAUGCGCUGAUCAAGGAAUACCGAGAGAGUCGGCGCAUCUUGCUGAACAUCGAGCACCGUAUCAUGCUCCAGAUGGCGCCCGAUUAUGACAACCUCGCUCUCAUGCAGAAGGUUGAGGUAUUCGGGUACGCGAUGGACAACACCACCGGAAAGGAUCUGUAUCGGGUCCUGUGGCUCAAGAGUAAGAGUUCCGAGGCCUGGCUCGAGCGGCGGACGAAUUACACUCGGUCUCUCGGUGUUAUGUCGAUGGUGGGCUACAUUCUUGGUCUGGGAGAUCGCCAUCCUUCCAAUCUUCUUCUGGACCGAGUCACUGGAAAGGUUGUUCACAUUGAUUUCGGUGACUGUUUUGAAGUUGCAAUGCACCGGGAGAAGUAUCCGGAACGAGUGCCAUUCCGACUGACCCGUAUGUUGACCUUUGCUAUGGAAGUCAGCAAUAUCGAGGGCAGCUACCGGAUCACCUGCGAGGCUGUCAUGCGUGUGUUGAGAGAAAACAAGGACUCACUGAUGGCUGUUUUGGAGGCGUUCAUUCAUGAUCCUUUGAUCAACUGGCGACUAGGGGUGCGCGAGUCCCCCGACCGGAUGCCAUUCUCAUCGGAACGCCGACAGUCAAUCAUCUCCAACAUCAACGUUGAUAAUGGCGUCCAGCCCAGCAACUUCUCCCGCCACCGUCGGCCUUCGAUACUUGAAGGUGGCAUACUCGACGCUCAAGAAGGAAUCCCGAAUGAAGCUCGUGAAGCACAGAAUGCACGGGCAUUGCAGGUCCUUGCGCGUGUCAAGGAGAAGUUGACCGGACGAGACUUCAAGCCCAACGAAGAGCUCAAUAUUAGCGACCAGGUCGAUAAGCUUCUUGCUCAAGCAACCAGCGUUGAGAACAUCUGCCAACACUGGAUUGGAUGGUGCAGCUUCUGCCAUAUCUCGAAGAUCUUCCACUUGAAGGGCCCUCCUAUUAUCGCCCGCAUCAUGGCAUCCGGCUCCACCGGCGAUGCGGACACUCAGCCUCACGUCCAUCCGGUGGUUCGCAACGCUCUCCGCAUUUCUCUAAGCGCCAAGGAAUACAAGACGCUGCACCAACUUAUGGCUCAACGCGCUCCUUCAUUCCAGUCUAAACUGCCAUCACCAUCAAACUACGAAGCCAUCGUCCGAUCUAAAAACAGACACAACGUCGCGGCAUUUCGCACGUCUGUGCGCGUCUUUCUUCUCUCAGGAGCAUCGUUGAAACUUGUUGAUCUGGUUGCUCGCAGAAUCCGGGGAGAGCUCUCCAGCUCCAAAAAAGAACCUCGUGUCUCGCUUUUCCGCUCUCCUAACUUUCGGCUCUCCCUCGCCCUUUCUCUAGUGCUCCUCCUGCAUCGACUCCUGCAUCGCUUCUUUGCCCGACUACGCGCAAACCUCCGCACCGAGGAGGCCGAGCCGUUUCGCAAAAGGAACCCGCGCAUCUCCAGUGCGCUGACUUCGCGAUAUGCGCCCGCCGUCGGCGCCAGUUUGGCGGGGUUUGCGCUGGGAAUCUGUCCCCAAAAGCAGCUCCGGAUGUCGGCCGCCAUUUACACAACGACCCGGAGUUUGGAAUUCCUUUUCAACGUGGUUGACGAGAAAGGCUGGGUCGAGAACCGGCCUUGGUGGUUUGGAAGCUGGCUGUUAAUGCCUCUCUCUUGCGCCCAGCUGUUCCACGCUUUUGUUUUUGACCGAGAAGCCACGCCCAAGUGGCUUGGAAACGUCAUCAUGAGGCUCUCUCCCGCCUACAUACAUGGUCGACCGGAGACUCUGCCUGCCAAUGUCCCUUGGCCUGAGAAGGAAGCCAUAGUGGACUCGCUCGCCACUGUUGCGAAGCUGCGAUGGCCAGCAUUUAUCUCGCCUAUCCUCCAUCCGGCGGAUCCCUACACGUUGCCAUCUACGGUCAAAGCCAUCUCCCCAAUCACAGGACCUGCGCAUCCGUCCAUUUCCAGUCUGUCAUGCGCUCUACUUCAUCCCGGCUGCCCGAGCUGCGGCACGACGUUUCUGCAUCACCUUCUUCUUUCGGUUCCACCUCUAGCCCGAUUUAUAACCACGGUGACAUUGGCGCUUUCGGCACUGAAGCUUAAGAGUUUCGUCACGCAGCCCAUUACCUCAAUUAACAAUCUCUCGAAGCGAAUCAUUGCCUUGACGGCCAUCCUUUCUGCCUCCGUCGGCUCCGCAUGGGGAAGCAUCUGCCUCUGGAACUCCAUCCUCCCACGGUCUGUUCUUCCGACGCAGCGGUUCUUCCUGAGCGGAGCAGCGGCCGGUUUACCAUUUGCGUUCCUUAGCAGCAGCCGUAAUAUCUUCCUGUACUUUUUCCGCGCGGCCGUGGACUCGGCGUGGAAAUCGGGGGUCAAGCGCGGGCUCUGGAAGGGAUGGAAGGGCGGGGAUCUCUUCGUACUGGUGAUCGCCUGGGCUGUCAUGGGGUCGAUCUUGGAGGCUAGACCCUCCGCGGUGCAAGGCAAAGGAGUACGGAAAGCAUUGGCCUGGAUGAGAGGGGAUGGAUACGUAGACCCGGCGGAUGCUGCUGCCAAACGGAAGCAGAAGAAGACGGCUGCACAGAAGAACGAGGAUGAAUCUUGA
Messenger RNA from Aspergillus affinis, 8820 nucleotides. RefSeq names its product putative TOR pathway phosphatidylinositol 3-kinase TorA (gene tor). Gene Ontology annotation, cellular component: nucleus; TORC2 complex; TORC1 complex. NCBI's taxonomy places the organism in Eukaryota, Fungi, Ascomycota, Eurotiomycetes, Eurotiales, Aspergillaceae. Gene Ontology annotation, biological process: protein phosphorylation; negative regulation of macroautophagy; TOR signaling. The record is from RefSeq and is a predicted model, not a curated record. Bases 1 to 8820 code for a protein of 2939 amino acids. The transcript is spliced from 8 exons. Gene Ontology annotation, molecular function: protein serine/threonine kinase activity; protein binding; protein-containing complex binding.